GACUCAGUGACUGACACGGGGUUUUUAACUUUAAAAGUUCAAUUUAUAAACUGCAAAAGUUUAUAAUGCUGUCAAGGAAACUUUUACCCAAGGGAGUGUCAAAUGCAAUGAAAGGAAUUGUUUGUCAAUGCAGGUCAUAUUCGCAGAAGGAGUCCUUGAAGAAAACAUGUCUGUAUGACUACCAUGUCAAAAAUGGUGGUAAAAUGGUGCCAUUUGCUGGAUGGAGCAUGCCUGUGCAGUAUACAAAUGGAAUCUCAGAGUCUCACCUCCAUGUGCGGUCAGCAGCAGGUCUGUUUGAUGUCUCUCACAUGUUGCAGACAAAGGUUACUGGUAAAGACAGAGUGCCAUUUAUUGAGAGCCUAAUAGUGGGGGAUAUUGAAGGACUCAAAGACAACCAGGGAACCCUGUCUAUAUUUACCAAUGAAAAAGGAAGUAUUCUGGAUGAUUUAAUUGUGUCAAAAACUGAGGAGGGGUACCUGUAUGUUGUGUCUAAUGCUGGCUGUGCUGACAAAGACUAUAAAAAUAUGAAGACUCAAGCUGAGAACUGCAGGAAGAAGGGAAUGGAUGUCAAUGUAGAGAUGAUCUGCAAUGGACUUCUGGCCCUACAAGGUCCGUCAAUGGCUAAGGUGCUACAGGAGGGGGUUGACUUUGAUCUAAAUACUUUACCAUUCAUGACAAACAAGAUGGCUUCAGUGUUUGGUAUCCCUGACUGCAGAGUGACAAGAUGUGGUUAUACAGGAGAGGAUGGAGUCGAGAUAUCAGUAAAUCCUGACAGGGCUGAGGAUUUGGCAAACACUCUGACUGGGUCCUCUAAGGAACAGGUCAUGCUGAUAGGUCUCGGGGCACGAGACACCCUACGUCUAGAGGCAGGACUCUGCCUCUAUGGAAGUGACAUAGAUGAAACUACUACACCAGUUGAGGCUUCCUUAACAUGGACAAUAGGAAAAAGACGACGAGAAGAGGCCAAUUUUCCAGGAGCUUCAAUUAUUUUAAGACAAAUAAAUGAAAAACCUGAAAGACGGAGAGUUGGUUUUCUCUCUUCUGGAGCACCUGCAAGAGGACACACCAAAAUUUAUGAUGAAUCCGGCUCAGAAUUGAUUGGUGAAUUGACUAGUGGAUGUCCAUCCCCAUCAUUGAAACAAAAUGUCUCCAUGGGUUAUAUCAAAAAUUCUCACAUCAAAACUGGAACCAAGGUCAAGUUUGAGGUCAGGAAGAAAAGGCUGGAUGCUGUAGUAUCAAAAAUGCCAUUUGUUCCUUCAAACUAUUUUUCUCCUAAAUAAACCCAUUUUUCAUUUUAGUGGACUGUUUAUAAUAAAUUUGUUUCUGUGAGUUGUUGUAUGAUUGUACUGAAAAUUGAGCUUUAAGAAUAUUAAUGGAAAUGAUUACUGAUGAGGUAUGGUAAAAAAAUUGUUGUAUUUUUGGAAAAAGAGAGAAAAAAGAGUGAGGUUUGUUUAAGAAUCUCAAGAAACUUCCAUAAUUUAAAAAAAAAUUGCACUGUAAUCUGGCAUUACUAAAAUAUAAGCAUUCUGUGUCAUGUUUUCUUUUAAUAAUGAAUCUCAGUUGAUUACAUCUUAGAAAUUCUUACUAUUAGUGUAUCUUUUAUGAUUUUUUUUAAUAGCCAGUAAUGUGAAUAGUGUAUCAGAUAUUACAUGUACACUAAUGACUUCUACUUUACAGCAUACUUAUUACACAUUAUAUUUUUUACACUCAAACUUCUACUUUGAUUUAUCUUUUCAAUCAGUAAGUAUUAAUUCAGAUC
Messenger RNA from Saccostrea echinata, 1759 nucleotides. RefSeq names its product aminomethyltransferase, mitochondrial-like. The record is from RefSeq and is a predicted model, not a curated record. Gene Ontology annotation, biological process: glycine catabolic process. The transcript has 7 exons. Gene Ontology annotation, molecular function: aminomethyltransferase activity; protein binding. Lineage: Eukaryota; Metazoa; Mollusca; Bivalvia; Ostreida; Ostreidae. The coding region runs from base 66 to 1280 and encodes 404 amino acids. Gene Ontology annotation, cellular component: mitochondrion.